CAAAAUUUGGUCUAGGCAGGUAAUACCAUCUAAUCCAUGUUCACAUGACUCACAAGAAAGGCCAUUAAAAACCAUUUGAGAGGAUUAACUUAUUCAAGUAAUGAUCUUAUAACCAAUUUAAUAUGUAUUUGUGACAGGGCCGGCCAGGUGGAAAGUUCAGAUGAAAUUGACCGGCAAGUGCUCACUGUCCUUGAUAAGGUUAUUCAUUCCUUUAAGAGAGAAUCAAAACAGUACACAUAUGAAAUGAAACAUGUUGAAUAUUGUACAUUUUUCAGAGAUAUAGGAAUCAGUAACUGAUUGCUAUGGCAGUUGAUCAAGAAAGUUUCACUCAUGAUCUCACAGUUGUGCUGUCUUCAAUAGAAAGAGACAUUCUAAUAUGUAGAAACGGCGAACAGGUUAAGAUUAGCAGCAUAACAGGAAAGAUUGUGGGCUUGUAUUUCUGCAGUUCGUGGUGUGGUCCAUGUCGCCAGUUUACACCAAAGUUGGUGGAAGCUUAUGAGGAUCUUUAUCCUAAAGGUGACUUUGAAAUAGUGUUUAUUUCAUCUGAUAAAGAUGAUGAAUCGUUUAAUGAAUACUUCGCGAAAAUGCCAUGGCUUGCUGUUCCCUUUUCUGAUGCUGAGGCUAGAAAGAACUUAAAGCAGUUGUUCAAAGUAAGGGCAAUUCCACAUCUUGUGAUUCUUGAUGGGACAGGCAAUGUUUUGGGCAACGAGGGCGUUAAAUUUAUAAAAUACUUUGGUGCUGAAGCCUAUCCAUUUACUUCGGAAAGAGUUAAUUAUUUGAGACUGGAAGAAGAGAAAGCUAAGGAAAAUCAGUCUUUGAGUUCUCUUUUAGUCUAUGGAUCCCCCGAUUUUUUGAUUUCAAAUGAUGGGAGCAAGAUUUCCGUGUCUGAGCUUGAAGGCAAAACAGUUGGUCUAUAUUUUGCUAUGAGUUCUUACAAAGGGUGCAAGAAUUUCACCUUGAAGCUAGUAGAGGUAUACGAAAAGCUUAAACAAAAGAACUUUGAAAUUGUGCUGAUUUCUGUGGAUGAAAAGUAUGAGAAUUUUAAAGAAGGCUUUGUACCAAUGCCAUGGUUGGCUUUAUCUUUCAAAGACAAGAACUGUGAGAGACUUGUUCGGUACUUUGAGCAUAAACUCGUACCACAGCUUGUCGUAAUAAGUCCUGACGGGAAGACUCUGCAGCAAAAUGCAGUUAAAAUUGUCGAAGAAUAUGGUGAUGAAGCCUUUCCUUUCACACAAGAAAAGCUUGUUGCUAUGGCUAAUCUAGAGAAGAAGAAACUCGAAGCACAAACAUUAGACUCCAUUCCUGUUACUGCGGAUCGAGAUUUUGUCAUUUCAAAUGGUGGUUUAAAGGUUCCUGUGUGUAAACUAGUGGGGAACAACAUUCUACUGUACUUUGCAGCAAGUUGGAGCCUCCCAAGUCGAGAAUUUCUACCCAAACUCGUAACUGCAUACCAAGAAAUCAAGAAGAAAGACAAAAUGUUUGAAGUCAUUUUCAUCUCUAGUGAUCAAGAUGAACCUUCCUUUAAUAACAUCUUUUCAAGUAUGCCUUGGUUAGCACUCCCUUUCGACGAUGAAAGGAAGGCAUUUCUAUCGCGCAGAUUCAACAUAGUAGGCAUUCCGAUCGCCAUAGCCAUAAGUCCUAGUGGCAGCACUGUAAAUACACAAGUAAGGCAGCUGUUAGAGACACACGGUGAAAGAGCCUAUCCGUUUACGGAAGAACUCAUAAAGAAUUUGCAGCAACAACUCGACAAAAAUACAAUGGGUUGGCCCAAGAAAGGCAGAGAUGAAAUUCACAAUGAGCAUGAACUUGCGCUCUUGCAUCAGCAAGUUUAUCUUUGCAGUAGGUGUAAGCAAAUGGGGUACGGGUGGUCGUUCUUCUGCAAGCAUUGUAAUUACGGGCUCCAUCCAAAAUGUGCUCCGAAACAAGAUGAGAUGAACUGAAAACAAGUGUUUGAUGAAAACCCCCAUGCCCCUAUUAGUAACACAGAUCCACUUUAACCUUAUACAUGACCUCUAAUUUAUGUCGUUAUUAAACAUCUAGCUCAUAUUUGAAAUAAGAUUUGUGUAAUUUGUACUGUUUAUAUGUCUGAGCUUCUAGUAAGUAGUUGUAGUU
Lycium ferocissimum is the source of this 2112-nucleotide messenger RNA. RefSeq names its product probable nucleoredoxin 1. The record is from RefSeq and is a predicted model, not a curated record. The transcript has 4 exons. NCBI's taxonomy places the organism in Eukaryota, Viridiplantae, Streptophyta, Magnoliopsida, Solanales, Solanaceae. Bases 303 to 1940 code for a protein of 545 amino acids. Gene Ontology annotation, molecular function: thioredoxin-disulfide reductase (NADPH) activity.